CGGAGCGGGGUGCUGGGGCCGCGGCUGGAGGAUGGGGGCGGCCGGCGGCGCGGGCUGCUGAGCGGCGCGGAGCCACCCUGCCGCCUCCCCCCCCGCUUCCCCGCCCGGCCAGCGCCGCGCUCCCCGCCAGCAUGAACCGCCUCGGCCCCGGCCCCGUGGGCAGCGCCACCGCCGCCUCCGCCGCCGGCCAGUACCGGGUGUGCGGCAAUUGCCGGAAGGUGCCGAGACAGGAAAAAAGAGUACAAGUCUCCCCACCAUUGACAAGAGGACCAAGUGCCUUUAUACCAGAGAACGAAGUUAUGCAAGCAAAUGGUUUGGAUGAACGUACUAAUCUUCUUGUGGAAGAAUACUCUACGUCUGGUCGCCUGGACAACAUCACACAGGUCAUGAGUAUCCAUACUCAGUACCUGGAGUCUUUCCUCCGCAGCCAGUUCUAUAUGCUGCGCAUGGAUGGGCCCCUUCCUUUGCCCUAUAGGCACUACAUUGCUAUAAUGGCUGCUGCCAGACAUCAGUGUUCCUACCUAAUAAAUAUGCACGUUGAUGAGUUUUUGAAGACUGGUGGGAUUGCAGAGUGGUUGAAUGGUUUAGAAUACAUUCCCCAAAGACUGAAGAAUCUGAACGAAAUAAACAAACUCCUUGCACACCGGCCCUGGCUAAUCACGAAAGAGCACAUUCAGAAACUUGUCAAGACUGGGGAAAAUAAUUGGUCUCUUCCUGAACUGGUGCAUGCUGUUGUCCUGUUGGCACAUUAUCAUGCCUUGGCAAGUUUUGUAUUUGGUAGUGGCAUUAAUCCAGAGAGAGAUCCGGAUACAUCUAAUGGAGUCAGACUUAUAGCAGUCAACAACUUCUGUGUCUGUGAUCUUGCCAAUGACAACAACAUAGAAAAUGCAUCCCUCACAAGUAGCAACUUUGGGAAUGUCAUGGUGUUUUUGCAGAUUGCAGAUUCUUUAAGUGAGCUGGAGGCCUUAAUGGAAAGGAUGAAGAGGCUACAAGAAGAUAAAGAGGACGAAGAAGCUUCUCAGGAAGAAAUGGCAACUCGCUUUGAAAAGGAGAAGAAGGAGAGUCUGCUAGUAAUUAGUGGAGCAUUUGAUGAUGAAAUAGUUUCUACAGAUGUCUCCCGCUAUAUUGAAGAUCCUGGGUUUGGGUACAAAGACUUUGCAAGGCGAGGAGAAGACCAUCUGCCAACAUUCAGGGCUCAGGACUAUACUUGGGAAAAUCAUGGUUUUUCCCUUGUAAACAGGCUUUAUUCUGAUAUUGGGCAUCUCCUCGAUGAGAAGUUUCGGAUGGUAUAUAACCUCACAUAUAACACUAUGGCAACACAUGAAGAUGUUGAUACAACUACGCUAAGAAGAGCUUUAUUUAACUAUGUCCACUGUAUGUAUGGAAUCAGGUAUGAUGACUAUGAUUAUGGAGAAGUUAAUCAGUUACUUGAACGCAGCCUGAAGGUUUACAUAAAGACAGUGACCUGCUACCCAGAGAGAACUACCAAGCGCAUGUACGAUAGUUACUGGCGUCAGUUCAAGCACUCGGAGAAGGUUCAUGUCAAUCUACUUCUAAUGGAAGCUCGUAUGCAAGCUGAACUUCUGUAUGCCCUUCGUGCCAUAACUCGUCACUUAACCUGAAGCAUUCGCUGGGCAGGAGUAAAGGAGUUUUUACUGAGUAUGUAAAGACCUUUUGAAAUAGAUACACACCAGAAGCUGUUUGUGAUGUAGCAUCAGGUUAUUCAAUUCUCUAGUGUCAAAGUUUAGCCGUGCUUCUUGGCGGCUGUAAUGUGCAAUGACGUGUUUUAUUUUCUUGAUGCUUAACAUUACUAAUGAUAACAAAAGUAACACUGAGGAGCACUACUCUGCAUUGUUUCCGGCUGGAUUUCUGCACAGUGGUCAGGAUCCUGAAACUGUUUUUAUUAUAUCCAAUCCUAGCGCUUUGUUCUUUAAGCACUGGAGUGAAGUGCUUAGAGACUUCUUUUUCCAAGCAAUCAUUUUUCAGAUUAGUGGAGUCCAGCAGAAGAUUGGUUCUGCCUGUCCUGAGAACGUACCACCAUGUCAUGACUCGUGACAGACACGCAGGCUGCGUUGCAUUGAAUUGCCCACUGGAUUCUUCUGUGUCUCCUGGAGACUGCCAGUCACUGUCUUACUACAGCAAUUGAAGGUGAUGCGAGAUGUGGAUGCAAACAUUGAGCACACUUUAAUGUGAAAUUAAUCAUGAUAAAUCCUACAGCAUGCUACUGAAGCGCGAAAUUCAUCUGCUUUGUCGUGCCCCUUCCCAAGAGAAGAGGCCUCACGAUUUGCCAUUUCAGCCACACUUAACUGUGUUUCAAUCAUGCAUAAUCUUGUUUUACUGACAGUCACCCUCAGUUGUCCUUACAAUAUCCAUGCUCAUCACAUGUUGCAAUUUGUUUAGUUGGCACCUAUAAAGUUAAAACACAGGCUGACCAAAAAUAGGGUUGUGGGUUUUUUUGCACUCUCUUCUUUCUCAAUGUUUUAACUAAGGAAAGUAAAGGAAGGCUAGCAUAUCUGUUCUUUCAUAUUGGAUGUGUAGAAAUUUAUUUCCCAUAACUUUUUCAUAGCAUGAAAUUUUAAUAUUCAAAGUUUAAAAAGUUUCUAUGCAUUAGUGUGAGUGAACAAAAGAAAAGUGCAAUAUUUAAAAAGAAAGCAAGCUUUUUUCCCUAUCAUGCCACUGCUAAAGUGUCCUUCUUAUAUAGCCAUAAAGAAAUUUUAAAACCAAAUUUCUUUAUUGUCUAAGGCCUAGCAGUUUUGUUUUAGCUUUUACGGCUUAAGACAACCUGAUACUGAGAUGCCAAAGCAUCCCCAAAACAAAGCAUUCUUGGACAACCAGUAAUAUUGGGGAAGGGAAGAAAUAAGCUGCCAAAAAUGUCACAAUUUUGUGCUGUUUUCUGUUGCUUGUGGCUAAUUUUUAAGAGCACAAAAUGUUGAUAUUUAUAGCUUUAUUUUGUAUUGCAUUUAAUGAACCAGUGAAGUGCCUAAAGAGAUGCUUAAACUUACCCAGUAGGAUGCAAGUUGUCACUGCUUCAACUUUUGUCUGUUGGUUUGGACUUUUCAUAUUUCUUUGAGGAGGGUGACCUUUAUUUCUGUUGCAUACAUUCAAAACUAACUGGAUAGGUUUAUGUUUAAUAUUCCAUUGGAUUGUAGAAGUUAAUACAGGAUUUUCUUCCACUGGUGAUAGCAGAAUAGUUUAAAAAAUACUAUCAUAUUUUAACACUUUUCAUUGACAAAAUCAUGGACCAGUACGCUACUAAAGUUAGUUUUCUCUUUUCUUCCCUUUUCCUGAUACCUUGCUGUGACUUCGCAUGUUGGUUUUUUCGCUUUAUCUAUCUGUUCCAGAUUGGAAAGCUAAAUGAUUGUACACUUUUCUGCACUUUCAGACUGCAGACUCUGCAUGUGAAAACCUUUUGAGGAAGAAAUCAGUAAUUUUUUUUUUUUUAAUGUAACGUUGGCUAUUUAGAAAACUACCCAAUAGACAGCAUCAGACUCUUUUCUAGAGAGAGCAUUGGGUAAAAUACCAGAUUUAUUUGUCUUGUAUAGCUAACUGCAAAGAUUUCUCGGAAGUAUUGGGAUGCUCAUAUGUGUGAACUUAGAUUAACUUUCUAAGUUGUUAUGAUCCUUUUUCCUCCCUCUUGUGACUGUAGUGGCCAUACCUAAUGGCUUUUGUGCAUAAAACAGUUCUGCUGAGAGAAGAUUUCAUGCAAUACUUUUGCUUUUUUCACGUGAGAGGAACUGUACAGUACUACUUUAAAUUCCUUUGCUUUGAAAAGUCAAGUAGUUCUCAAGAAGCACAGUUGAGCUCUGGAAAGGAGGUGAAACUAGAUUUGGGUAACUAAUAUGACGGCUUAGUUUCCCUUCAGAAAUGCAAAUACUCUUAGAGUAGGUUGAGUUUUAUGUUUGGAAACAUGAGUGCCUUUACUUCUUUCCUUAUGAGAUAUACUUGCCAGCUCAAAUGCCUUCUGAGCAAAGUACAUGAGCAGAUUUGAAAUAUAGAAACCAUAAAUGGAUUGCUUCAUAAAAUUUGUAGUAAACCAGUGAUUUCUUCUUUUUUUUUUUUUUUUUUUUUAAUUUAAGGUGCCAUAUCAAGUCACAUAUGGCCUGCAAGACAUUCCACUGUAGGAAAUGUCAUUGUACAACUAGUUUGCUAUUUCUCUUUUUUUUAAUAUUAAAUGCAAACUUGAAACUUCUGGAAAUGUUUUCCAUGUGGCAUUUUUUGGCAUUUUUUUUUUCAAAGUAUUGCAUUUACAGUGUAACAAUUUAUAGCCUAGUUUUUAUACUCAAAUUUAUGAUUUUUAAUAGAUGUUUGUUCAGAAUAGGUGUUUAAAGUCAGACAACUCUACCAUACACUUUACGCACGCUUUAGGCUCACACUGUGCCAAAUUUUAAUGUGCAAGUGUUCGUAGAUUUUUUGCAUUUUUAAAGCACUCAUGAAUGUGAAUCUUCACACUUUGUUCAUUAAUAUUAUUCUUAAGAGUACCAUAAUCAUUGGAAGUGUAAAUACUCUCCCUCUGUGUUCCUUUAUUGGAAUUGAUAUUUACCAGCAUUAAUGUUAGUACACAAAAUCCCAGCUGUGACCAACAUAAAAACAAAGUGUACAGUCUCCUAGAUCUACUGAAGAGAAAGCUUGGUAGGUACAAAUGAACCAGUUAGCACAGGGAAUGCUGUAAGUAGGAAACAGAGCUUUUGGGCAUGGACAGUUUCUUAUCAUUGCAGAAUUGCUUCAAAAUGUGUGUUGCGAUAGAGUACAUUCUUGCUGAAAUUGCUCCAUAUUUUUUUCUGUGUAAUGAAGAGGACUGAAAAAGGUGCUAGUUGGAGAGAGCAUUUGCAUUUCCCAGAACAUCCUGCCUGCAGCCGAACAUCACAAGAGUGCCAUCAUACAGGAACAGGAACCAUUUUAAACUAGGGUACAGUUUGUGCAGAUAGCUACUAAAGCUAGUGUUGUGGUAUCCUAUGAGAAUCUUGGUGAGCUGUAGAUGGAUUUAUUUUCAUCAAGACUCAACCGAAACAUACGUUCUUUGCCCUAAAUCUUUCAUUAAAAUGAAAAGGAUGUACUUUCAGCUUUAAGAGUUAAAGAAUUACCAUCAGCUCUUCCUAUGUGUUAAAAAAACUUUUAAGGACAGGAAAAUCAGUGAUUGUAAACAAUUAUAAACGUAGGCCUCUCUAAAUUUAGAACAGAUCAGAACAAAAAGGAAAACAUUUUGCUUCUCUGUUACUUGAGUGCAGAAGGUCAAAGCACCAGAUUCUUCAAAAGUAUUUUUGUUCAUAGUGAUGCUGAUAGGUGUUUCCAUGGGAUUUGGAAAAAGCAGCUAGUUGCCUGAAUUUCAGUGGGAAUUUAAGCACCUAGGCACUUAGCAAAAUCCUGCAAGGUGCCCACUUGUAUUUUUGAGUCAGAUUUUUAAAGAUACUUAGUCACCUAAAUUCAAUAGAAUAAAAUCAGUUUCCAUAGAGAUUAAAGGAGUUAUGUGUAGCAGAUCCAUGUGAUUUGCAGCGAUUGUUAUUGAAAUGGGUUGUUUUGGGUACUUAAAAUAGGCUUAGAGAAAUCUUUCCCAAAGCAGUUAAACUGUAAGCUGCUGCUCUUGCAGAACAGGUUCUUGAUGUUUCUCAUGUGUGUGUGUUUUCCAUGAACAUAGGCAUGCAUUUCAGGCUCAUGUUCCAGAGUUUGGACUCCCUUUUAGAAGAGCUGGAUUAUUUAACCUCUACUUGCAGAAAAGAUACAUUGGUGGUAGCAAGUGGAUAGCUUGUGCCCAGACUAAAAAGUUUUGGCCACAAAGAAAUACUCCAAAUCUUCUUGAUUUCAAGUGAUGUUCUUUCAGUUACUUUCCUUAGAGGUUUAGAUCCUUCUCCCAUAAAUAAGGGGUGAUGUUGCACAAAACGGAGGGAGAAGGGAGUGGAUUCAUUGUACAUGAACUUGCCCAGAGCUGAUCUGAAUAUAAAGCUGUAAGAAUCGGUUUGCUGUUAGUGAUCAUUCCAAGAGAUGCAUCCACCAGCUUUUCCACAUUUGGGGAUUUUAAAUGAAAGUUUUUAUCUCCAAAUGAAAAUGAAUUUAGCAUUUCAUACCUACUGCACAGAUCACAGGUGUGGGAGAUGGAGAGAGCACAGUAGUAUGAGGAAACUUUAGGACCGUCUUGAUCAGUGUUAAUUUAUCCCUUAGAGCACAUUUCCUGGCAUGCGGUAAUGCUGCUGCUCCCCCAGCACACAUCACAUCUCUCUUGCAGACAUUUAAUCCUUCUGCUGCUCACCAGGGGCAAAAACUGUCAUUUUCCAACGUGCCACCACCACCACCCUCCAUCAAGUGCUUCCUAUCUUCCCAGCUCACAACCCCUAGCAGUCAUGCAGGGACAACCUCCUAGCCUUAACCUUGUAAAACAAUGCUAGGUUCCUGUAUCACUGUUUGCUGUUGAGUUCAGAGGGUCUUUCUCGUGUUCAGAAACACUUAAUUGCCAUAUUGGGUUAUUUCUGGGCAGGAAAAUUCUAAAUCUGCUUUGAAAGGAUAACACUCCGUACUUGCUUACACCAUUUAGGUAUCAUUUGCCAGUAGCGUGUCAGAUUCCAUCUCUGGAGUUACAGUAAUAAUCCAGUGGAUCCACUAAGGAAACGCUUUCUUUGGCAAAACUCCCCGUGCUUGAGCUGUUCAGCCGUGCAGGUUUCUUUGAGGGAUAUCUAAUAGGGGAUUUGAGGUCCUGUUGUGCCAGGCAAGCUUACAGGGCCGUUGAGUCAGCAGCUCCUCGGGUGCCCUGCAGCCGGGCAGACUGCGGCCAACAUGUGCAACAAGUAGAUUUGGGUUUUUUCCUUAUCAACAGGAUAAAACGAAAUGCAUGCAGUGGAGUGGCUGCUGGAGGCAUAGGCAGGGUUGGGUGUUCCUACGGGUACGGAGUGUCAUCAGGGCUCGUGGAAAACAGAAAUCUGAAUUCUGCUCUUGUUCCCAACAGUAGUUAGAGGUGGUAUUGAAGAUGCCAAUUAAUACACUAAUUGUGGGGAGCAAGCCACGCUGUCAGUGUCAGAAGGUACAGACCACCGGCGCUCUCGAGGGGACAUAACCAGCACAGGAGGAGGUGACAUGUUGGUCAGUUAAAGAAACUUAACCGAUGUGUCUGAGACAUUCUUGUGUAUGUCUGGGUGUAGGGGAGAUGGUGGGAGGUGCCUCCUCCCGAGGUGUCCAGAGGGCUUCUGUAGGACGAGAGCUGGGCCCUUCCCUUACUCCACGGACAGAGCAGGGGAAGGGAACCAUUCACUUCUGCCGGAGAAAAACGUGCCGCUGUUGAACUGCAUUUUCUUGCCCCCAUCAGCCCUUUGAAGGGAGUUUUCAGACAAAAUGGGUGAAUCACCAAGCAUUGUGUCUCCAGCUGAGGGCUCUGGGGGACAGCGGCAGCAGCAGGUCCAAACAUGCACGGAGACACGCACGGUCCAAAACUGUUUCUCAUUCCCCACUUCAUGCUCAUGUCGUGCCACCAGACCCAAACCUCUUCCCUCCAGCCCAGCUGCCACAUGCCCAGGUGGCUGCAGGAGCAGCCCGCUCGGGGUGGUGGGAGAUGCGGCUGCUUUUAGGGGGAAAAUAAUAAUAAUUAGGCUACAGCCCUUGGACUCUGCAAGGCGAUGCAGUCAGAAAUCUUUUCAUGACUGUGACCGGAACUGGAUAUAAACUGUAGCUUAAUAAAAUAGGAAUUUUGUAAACUUGAAAUCUCUCGGUUUUACCCUUUUCUCCUUUUGCUGGAAAGCCACACGAUGAAUGUAUAUGCUUUAUCUUUCUAUCUGACAUAACUGAAAAUUAGACUGCCAACUCCUUGUUUUGUAUUAGCCUUUUUUUUUAAAAAGAAAAGUUUGUGAGCAAUAUAUGUAGCAUGCUGUGAACGUCUGUUUUGAUCUUUAUAGUUACUCUUUAAUCCAUCAGUAUUAACACCAGUUCUUUUUUGUGUUCCCCUUGGUACUUCGUAUGCAGUGUAAGCAGAAGCUGUGAUUGGCUUUGCAGUCCUGUGCCGUGUUACUGUAACUCCUUGAUUUUUUUAGGAAGCACCUGACUGUGGGCCACCCUGGGGCAGGCAGCGUGCCCAUACACGACUGCCACUUUUCGGUCUCUUGUACUAUGUAUAGUUUUAAGUAGAAUAAGCUUUUUAACAGAAUAUUGAUGCGGUUUAUGAGUCACGCAGGCUGCAAGUGUCUGGUGUGUGAGAGUCUUUGUAUUUAUAGUUGUUGGGGUUUGGUUUUUUGUUUUGUUGGUUUUUUUUAAUUCAUAAAGUAGCAAACUUGAUAAACAUAGCCACUUUAAACUGCUCUUGCUAAACAGACCCUGCUGUAGAUAAAAUACCACUGUAGAUACAGGGAGAUGUGCCGGCAGACCUCUCUCGACCAUGGGUGAGCUGAGCCCCUCUCUGCGAAAACCACGGUCCGAGCCGCACGGCCGCCCUGCGUUUGGCUGCAUUUGGACCCAAACGCCAGGAAGGCUGGGGUCUGGCGUGUGUUUCAGCCCCCCGUGCCCAUAAGCCUGCCGCUGGCUGCCCGCCACGGUCUGCUCACUGGCGCACGGGGGCGGAACGUGAGCCUUGCUGGCGUGGCAGGGAUGGACAGACCAGCCGCCGGACCAAAAACGCGGGCACGGUGUUUCUGCAGCCGAAAAGCUUCCAAGCCUCUCUGGAGUGCAAAAAUUGGCCCUUGAUUUGCUGUCUGCAGAGCCCAGCAUGUUGGGGUAAGAAGCAGCAUUGGCUCCCCGUUGGCGGCUGUGGGUCUGAGCCCCCUUGCCCGCAGGCUGGGGCGGCGGGCAGGGCAGGGCAGCGCUGUGCCCCGGGGAGCGGUGUUUCACUGCAUCUCCCACCUCUCGCCCUCUGGACGGGGGGUACGUUGUACCAGCCCCAGCCCGGCAGCUGUCAGCUUCUUGCCUUCUCCUGCCACGGCCGCGCGGAUGUUUCGGGAUGGAGGAUUAAAGACGAAGCUCUGACCCUGCUGCUCCCUCCCACCACCACGAAGCAGGGAAGCGUGGUAGCUCUGUGGGUCCCACGGUCCCUGCAGCAUCCCGCGGGCGGGUGGGGUGGCACGUCACCUGUCCUGCUCCCCGGGCCACCGCCUGCCCUGAGCUCCGGAGGUACGCCACGGGCUCCGUGCUUUCGCAGGAGGUUUGCCUGCGGGGUGAGGCAGCUGCUGGGAGCUCAUUGUGGGUUUCCACAGCAGCUUUUAUCAUUCAUUUUUUUCUGUUGUUGCUGGUUGGGGGUUUUUUCAUUGGUUUGGUUUUUUUGGUUUUUUUUGCAGAGGACAGACUGACCUAGUGGGAUGGAUUUUUUUUUUUGUGUGUGUGACUUUUGUUAGUUUUUAAGUUACCCAACUUGAAUUUAUCUGAACAGAUGCAGAAGGAACUUUUUUUUUUUUGUGAGUUAAGAGACAAAAACGCAUUUUUAAACAAAGGAAUCAUGUAUUAACAUUUUAACAGCAAUUCAUAAAUCUGCACUUUUUAUGAGGUUUUGAAAAAUCUAUUUAUAGGUACGGAACAAUGGGGUUUGUUUAAAACUGUAUCGCAUUUAUACUUGCUGAAAUUACUUUCAUUGUUAUCAGUAGGAAUUUCAUUGGUUAAAUAAAAUGGAUAAAACCUG
Messenger RNA from Harpia harpyja (harpy eagle), 9577 nucleotides. It is a transcript of the gene SESN3, whose product is annotated as sestrin 3. Gene Ontology annotation, biological process: regulation of response to reactive oxygen species; cellular response to L-leucine; cellular response to leucine starvation. Gene Ontology annotation, molecular function: oxidoreductase activity, acting on peroxide as acceptor; L-leucine binding. The record is from RefSeq and is a predicted model, not a curated record. The coding region runs from base 132 to 1622 and encodes 496 amino acids. NCBI's taxonomy places the organism in Eukaryota, Metazoa, Chordata, Aves, Accipitriformes, Accipitridae. The transcript has 10 exons. Gene Ontology annotation, cellular component: nucleus.